Molecule: messenger RNA, 1443 nt
Organism: Pogoniulus pusillus (Red-fronted tinkerbird)
Lineage: Eukaryota; Metazoa; Chordata; Aves; Piciformes; Lybiidae
Gene: ADIRF
Product: adipogenesis regulatory factor
Exons: 5
Coding region: 745-978 (77 amino acids)
Biological process (GO): positive regulation of fat cell differentiation
Cellular component (GO): nucleus
Source: RefSeq, a predicted model, not a curated record
UCCUAAGCUUAUGAGCACUGCCUCUUCUCGCUCCAGUUUAUCUGCAGCUUCUUGUUCUUGUGCCCGUUUCUCAACUAAAAAGCCUUCCUCAGGGAGAUGAGUGUGUGUGUGAGUGUGAAUAUCUGAACCAAGGUGCUCUAUGCCCUGAAAAAUGGCAAAGAGGACCCAAGCCCCACAAAGCCAGCAAACCCGUUGGCUCCUAACUCUGCCAAGAGUUUAUUUGCCCAAAGUUUCUUUCUUUGUACUGGGGGUGGGUGGCAGAAGCCAUGAGUUCUAAAGGCCAGUGGAAACCUGUGAAACACUCAUGGUUAAAGCUAGACACUUGUUAACAUAGUGACACUGGGUAAGGAAAUGCUUUCAAACCUCUUUUCUGUACUAACAAAACCUGUUAGUUUUGUCACACUAGGAAAAGAAAACUUUGCUAAUUUGACUUGGGUUUUUUCCCCUUCCUCUGAGAACUGAUUCAGGUUGCUUGCCUAACCUGGCAAGGCUUUCAUAAACUACAACUCUCACCAUCUAACAGUAUCUCACCUGACAAGCUGAUCCAGCUGAAGGCUGUGAGGCCAUCCAGAGAGACCUGGACAGACUGGAGAGAUGGGCACAGAGGAACCAGGAAGUUCAGCUUAAGAGUAUGAAAGGAAGAAAGAAGCCAGCCCAGCAGGGUUGAAAUCUGGCCAUGCUCAGGCACUAUUACUUCAGUAGUAGUUUUCCAGCGCUCUUUACAAAGCUCAGGUGUUAGAACCCAUGAUGUCAGGCAGAAACUUCCAGGGACUGAAGGACCAGGCUGAAGGUGCAGCAAAAGAUGCUGCAAACACAUUGGGAAAGGCUACUCAGGAUGCAGUCAACCAGAUUACAGACGCAAGCCAGAAAGCUAUUGACAAGGCUUCCAAGGCAGCACAAGAAGGGGUAGAAAAAGCAACUGGACAAGCUGCAGAAGUGAUGUCUGGCUUUGGGAAAAAGUGUGGAUUUAAGAAAUGAUGUUAAACUAAACAGUACUGCAGGUAGAAAUCUCUCUUUGGUCUACAAGUCCUUACUCCUUUGUAUAGUUGUUUGAGGUCUGGGUAUUUUCUAUCUCUCUAAAUAGAAAGUUCUAAGGCAAAAGGCAUCCCUCAUCUUUCACAGUGGAAAAAUGAAACUUUCAUCUUGUAACCUCUGUGGACAAUCUUCAAAAUGGCUCUUAAGGCUUUAGCAAUGUAAUUGCCCUACUCUUACAACAGUACAAUGAUUAUUGCCAUAUUUGCUAAGUGUGUUUACAAAACCAGAGAAAAAGUUCAUACUGCAGGACACCAGAACAUUCUUGUGAUGAAACUGAAGUUUCCUUCCUGCAAUCAGAAAUUAAGUUGAACUUGAAUUCUUGUCAGUUGCUCAUUUUGUUCCCACCUGCUGUGGUUUUUUUGCAUUAAGAUAAAUAAAAGGCACUGUAAGACUUCCACCAUCCAGAAA